Messenger RNA from Lutzomyia longipalpis, 4429 nucleotides. RefSeq lists its product as uncharacterized. NCBI's taxonomy places the organism in Eukaryota, Metazoa, Arthropoda, Insecta, Diptera, Psychodidae. The record is from RefSeq and is a predicted model, not a curated record. Bases 466 to 1740 code for a protein of 424 amino acids. The transcript has 4 exons. Gene Ontology annotation, molecular function: structural constituent of chitin-based larval cuticle. Gene Ontology annotation, cellular component: chitin-based extracellular matrix.
UAGUGGUACAAGAGCCAGCUUCGCAAACGGACGUCUGGUCGCGAAUUCCGCCACAGAAGAAAAUCGUUUUGUGUUGUGCACCUCUCGGGCUUGUUUCAAUUUUAUUUUUAUAUUAAAUCAUACCAAAUUAACGAUGUUAUUUAUGAUUCAGUGAACCUAUUGUGCGCUCUCUUCGCAACCACAUCUUAUCUCACACGCGUUCCCAAAACAAUUUGGCGGCUUUUCCGGAAACUGCAGUAAAUAAUAUUUUGUUGUUAGUCCCGUCAAAAGUUGAGCGAGGGAAAUGAAAAACAAGACAUAAUGAGAGAUGAUUUCUAUGCAAAUAUCUGUGUGAAAUUAAUUUAGUGUCAUUGAGAAAAGAAAAAAAAAGAAGUAACAAGAGAAGAAAAGACGUUCAUUGAGCAUCUUAUUGUCUCAAGGAAGAUUUGCCCUAAGCCGAGAGGAGAAGUUUUUUUUUCUUGAAUCAUGGAAAAGUGGAUAUUUCUUGGAUUUUUUGUGGUCUAUACGUCAAUGUGUACAGCUUCCUGGGGUACACCAGGCAGUGGGCAGUACCACAUUCAGACAGACGAGGGUCCAGAGAGAUUCUUUCGCUAUCAGACCGACAAUGGCCAGUACCGCAAAGAGAAGCGUCUUCAAGACGGCACAGUAGUUGGAACGGACGCAUGGAUUGAUUCACUUGGAUACUUGAGACAAAAAGACUACAUUGCAGACAAUCAAGGGUAUCGCAUUCUCAAAUCUGCAACAGUCUAUGUUGGGCGCGAUAGUUCAAUUCAAGACGCCCUGAAGAUCGCCAAGAAGGCACCAGGUGUUGAGGGAAAGAAGACCUACACGGAGAUCUAUUCAACAACACCAACAACAACAAUUUCCCCGCCAAUCCAAUCAAAUGUAAUUGGAAAUGACUACGCUAAACCCGAAACAGUCUUCAUUCGUCCCCAUGGAGAUCCAAUAGACUACCUACCGCCUGUGAAAGAAAUCCAUCGACCUCAUCCAACUCCUUCACACGACUACCUUCCAGCAACGACGUCAAAACCAAUCUACGGGACACCCUCGACAACGCUAGCUCCUCCGGUUACAGACACCGAAAUCCCAACAACUCCCGUUCCCAUUUUCCCCACAACAGGAAGGAUACGACCAGCAAUCAACUACGGACCACCUGUAUUCCAUUCAUCAACCCCCAGACCGGACUUCUCAUCAAGUUUAGAUCCAAUUGGUGUGCUGUAUUCAACGACACCACCUCCCCUUUUACCCCCAUCUAAUGAUCUCAGUCCACCUGAUUUUGGUUUCCGACCCUACAUCCCACCACCCAUUGAGGGAUCCACCAUUAGGCCAGACAUCAUCAGCACAACCCUACGAACCAUCCCUCCAAUCUACGACAGAGGAGCCAUUCGAAAGUACGUUGGACCCCUAUCCUUCCAGUACUACCACCCAAAUCUCAAUAGGGAUCAACUUGACAGGGUACCCAAUGCAAUCGGGAAUGGGUAUGAUCCCCAAUAUCCGCAGUACGAUGGGGUUAAUUUGAAGACAAGUGAAGGAUUCCGGUACUACCUACCCAGGCAGUACCAUGAAGAACAAAAUUCAGGCGGAGACACAAGAACCGGAAGUUUCGGGUACAUUGAUCCAUUCGGUAUCCGAAGGGUUAUCUACUACAACACAGCUCCUGGUCGAGGAUUUGUCCAUCGAAAAAAUAACCGAUAUGUUGGCUUCAAUGCCACCCCAUACGACCCACGACCUAUCACGUAAUCAAAUUGACGAAAUACUAAAAGAUAAAAAAAAAUGUGCCUCAAGAAAUGUGGUGUGAUAACGAUAGAAUUAGGUGUUUAGAAUCCUUUUAAGGACACUAAAAGACUUGGGCAUGCAACAAAUUGAGCGUGCGAGUUAAUAAUCUUAUUAAUAAGAAGUGCAUAAAAGGACUCACACAGGACUAAUAAGUGCAAUGUGAAAUGUGUUUUGGGUCUCCAUGAGAGGAGGAUCAUUCCAGGAGCUCACCCAGGACUGCCAUAAAAAUCCCUGAAACUACUGAACAUCUCAACCUUUUCCCGAAAAUUAUUUUAAAUAAAACCUUAAAGAAAAAAGAAUUCGCAACGGCCAAAGAUCAAAGGAAGGAUCUCCGUAAUGUCUUCCUGAAGAUCGAAAAAAUAUCUCACGCGCAGUGUCAUGUGGGGGGGUUUACCUUGAUUUUUUGAAUCUCUCUCAAUUUUAAACUUAAAUCACUUAAAUUCUCUCAAAAUGCUCCAGAAGCCAUCGAAAGUCCAUUAGUGGCGCACACAUUGUACUUGUGGGCGAAUUAUGCAAUGGGCCACGUCAUGUUUUUCAUUCAGCCUCUAUUGAGGAGGAAUUGUGUGAAAAAAAUAUAGUUAAAAGCAUAAAAGAAAUAUGACACAAUAAACAAUAAUUGUUUAUCCAUUGAAAUGUGGAUUUUUCCACAUUGUCGAGUGGAAAUACAAAAGUUUUAUUUUUUUCUUUACAAUUUGCAAUCUUGCAUUAUUGUAAUUUUAUGCAUAAAAACAUUAUAUUAGGAUUUUAUCUUUUUUUUUCUUUCAGCGAGAGGGAUAAGAUUUUACAUGCCCUUCAUUUUGUUUUAAAUUGUAGAGAGAUUUAGUGAUUUUUUUUUUUUUUUCAAACAAAAGAAUAGACGAUCUGAAAAUUUUUAAAGAUAGGUACCUAUUAAUGACGUAUCUCAUUGAUCUUUUUGAAUCUAAAAAUCCUCACAUUGGGCCUUACCAAGAGACCCUUGCAAUUCGCUUUAAAUCUUGAAAUUUCAGUACAAAAUUCAAAGAUUUCAAGGGUUUCUUGGUCGCUGAAUUAGGCACAUUUUGUAAUUUUUUUUUAAAGUUUUAUUUAACUUUUAAACUCUGCUAGUUUAGUAAAUAAAAUCAUUUUUUGCAUAAUCAAGUGAAUUCAAAUUAAAUUUUAAUAAUUCCAUUGAUGAAAAAUUAUUUGGAAAUCAAUACGUUAAGACCCGGUACAAUACGCAAAAUUGUUUUUUUACGUGACGUGUAGCAAACGGUUGCGGAUGUAAAAAAAAUACUCUACCCGAUUGGACUAAAAUUGUAAAAGUUUUCUUAACCUAUUAAACAAAGAAUCAAUUAUUCAAAAAAAAUGCAUUUUUUUUUAUUUUCAAUAAUUUAUUGAAACAAAUUGAACUUUUAGGUAUUGUUUUAAACAAUUUGGAAAUAAUUUUUAUUCAUACUUUUUGACACAGAGCAUUUUUGAAUUCAUAGAUUAAUUUAUUUUUUUCUAUUUUUUUUUCAAUUUUAUACAAUUAAAAAAAAACAAGUUAUUUCUCAACGUAAAAAUUUUUAUUUUUUAUUUGUUCUUCAAUCUUAAUUCUUUCAAUUGAGAAACUUUACAACAAUGUACCGAAAAAAUCAAUAAAAUAAAAAUAAUUUCGGUAUUGCCAGCCGGGUAAUCAAAUAAUCUUUACGUUGGCGUAUAAAAUUGGCACAAAGCGCGUAAAAAAUUUCAAUUGAUAAAAAUUAUUGAGUGUAUUGCCAUCUAGGUAAUUUUUUACCAUACCGUGGGUAAUUAAUUCUUUCAGUAGCGUAUAAAAUGAGAAUCAUCAUAAGGCAAAGGUGUCCAACACACAGAAAUGUGUUAAAGAAAAUCCCUCCUCACGCAUAAUAAUUUUAUUUGCUAAAAUAUUCUUUCUUUGACCAAAUCUUUAUUCACUUUUUUCUUGUCUAUAUUUUUAUUUAAGACAAUUUAUUUUAUUAAAUAAAUUUCUGAUUUUAAACUUUUCUUAUUUCGCAAGAAAAUUUUUAGAGUGGUCAGAAUUGCCGCUUUUUCCCUACAAAUUCCUCGUAAAACUGAUUAAAUACUUUCAGAGAAAAAAAAAUCAUAAAGACCAUCUAUCAAUGAUUUUUUUUUUGGAAAUUUUCAUAGAACAUAAAAUCACAAAACUCUUUUAUGCCCCCCCCCUCCCAAUGCAGAAAGUGCAAUGAUUCAUUUUUCAUUGACAAAUUGGUUUGCAAAAGGGCAUUUUAUGGAGCCGAGAGAAAGAGAAAGAGAAAGAGAGAGAGAGUAAAAACACGACCAGAGCAGGAAAUAAUACGUGCGUAAUUAGUAAAAUCACGUAGAUUAAUUAAUGAAGAAAACAAAAUAACUCCAACUAGAGUGACUAAUCUUUCUAUAUACAUUAUACAUUUUAAUACUAAAAGUAUUUUUGCUGCCAAGACGACAUUUUUUUUUCUCUGGAAAUAGAUUUUCAUUCACACACACGUGGUUGAAUGAAGCUACAUAUCUUUUUGUAAUUUGUUAAUGGAAAGAAAAUGAUGGUUGUUUGUCGAAUGAAUUUCCGUUACAGAGAAAAAUGAUCACGUUGCGAAUUAUAUCUUUGUAAUUUAUUCAAUUUGUAAUUAAUCCUAGAAAUUAUGUAUGUAUGUACCCUAUGUACUUUUCUUCCGCCUCGAAAUAAAGAUGUGUUUAUGAG